Messenger RNA from Medicago truncatula (barrel medic), 2558 nucleotides. RefSeq names its product protein CNGC15c. The coding region runs from base 263 to 2374 and encodes 703 amino acids. Gene Ontology annotation, molecular function: voltage-gated potassium channel activity. Gene Ontology annotation, cellular component: membrane. Lineage: Eukaryota; Viridiplantae; Streptophyta; Magnoliopsida; Fabales; Fabaceae. The record is from RefSeq and is a predicted model, not a curated record. Gene Ontology annotation, biological process: potassium ion transport; transmembrane transport. The transcript is spliced from 8 exons.
CUUGGUUUGAUACUAUUCCAUAUUUUAAGGGGAGUAUGACAUAACAUUUAUAAGAAAAUGAAUCAAUGAAUGAAUAUACUUCUGCAUUACCUAUCUUUUGCUUUUCAAUAGCCUCCAUAGGUGUGGAGGAUAAGUUGCUUGCAGCAGAGGGAAAUGCUUUGGAAUAUUUCUCACUUUAAUUGGUGCUCCUUCCAUUUUUUGUUGGUGUAUAUAUAUUCAUAGUUUUGGUCGAAGAGAAAUUUGAUUCUUUUGGAAAACCAGUAUGGGAUUUGAUAAUCCAAGAUCUGAAAGGUUUGAAGAUGAUCCUGAAAUAUCAAAAAUUCCCACAACAAGUGGAGUUAAGGUGAAAUACCACAUUGAUGGAACACAAAUACCUGAACAAAGUUCGAAAAAGUCUCGAAAGAAUGAAACAAGGAACAAGUUUUUGAAAACAAGAGUAUUGUCAAGAGUAUUCUCAGAAGACUAUGAAAGAGUUAAAAAAAGAGUAUUAGUAUUAGAUCCUAGGGGACAACUCAUACAUCGUUGGAACAAGAUAUUUUUAGUAGCAUGUUUAGUUUCUUUGUUUGUGGAUCCACUGUUCUUUUAUUUGCCAGUGGUUAGAGAAGAAGUUUGCAUUGAUAUUGGAAAAACUCUUGAAGUUAUUCUCACAGUUGUUAGAUCAUUUGGAGAUUUGUUUUACAUAGUUCAGAUUUGUAUGAAGUUUCGUACAGCUUAUGUUGCUCCUUCUUCCAAGGUUUUUGGUAGAGGAGAACUUGUUCUUACCUAUUCUAAGAUUGCUCUUAGGUACUUCAGCAAGGGUUUUUGGUUAGACUUUAUUGCCGCAUUGCCUCUUCCUCAGGUGUUGAUUUGGAUUAUUAUACCAACACUUAGGGGUUCAACAAUGGCAAAUACCAAAAAUGUCCUUCGUUUUUUCAUCAUUUUUCAAUAUAUUCCAAGGCUGUAUUUGAUUUUUCCACUUUCAUCACAAAUUGUAAAAGCUACAGGGGUUGUGACAGAAACAGCAUGGGCAGGUGCUGCUUACAACCUCAUGCUUUACAUGUUGGCCAGCCAUAUUUUAGGAGCUUGCUGGUACCUUCUUUCAAUCGAGCGUCAAGAAGCAUGUUGGAAAAGUGUGUGCAAUAUGGAGAAAUCAAAUUGCCAAUAUGGAUUCUUCAAUUGUCACAGUAUUAAAGAUGCUCCAAGAGUAGCUUGGUUUAUAGCUAGUAAUGUCACAAAUUUAUGUUCACCAAAUGCCGGCUUUUAUCCGUUUGGUAUAUAUGCUGAUGCCAUGACUUCCAAAGUUACAUCAUCACCAUUCUUCAAUAAGUACUUCUAUUGUCUCUGGUGGGGAUUAAGAAACUUGAGUUCUUUGGGACAAGGUCUUCUUACUAGCACUUUUAUCGGAGAAAUAAUGGUUGCUAUUGUGGUUGCAACUCUUGGAUUGGUACUUUUCGCAUUGUUGAUUGGUAAUAUGCAGACAUACCUUCAAUCGAUAACUGUUCGCCUAGAAGAGUGGAGGGUGAAAAGAACUGAUACAGAACAAUGGAUGCAUCACAGGCAACUCCCUCCAGAACUAAGAGAGUCUAUUCGUAAAUAUAAUCAAUAUAAAUGGGUGGCUACACGAGGAGUAGAAGAAGAAGAUCUGCUCAAAGGACUUCCGCUGGAUCUUAGGAGAGAAAUCAAACGCCACCUUUGUCUUGAACUAGUUCGAGGAGUUCCCUUGUUUGAUCAAAUGGAUGAAAGAAUGCUAGACGCAAUAUGCGAAAGACUAAAGCCUGCAUUAUGCACCGAGGGAACUUAUCUUGUCCGCGAAGGCGAUCCAGUGAACGAAAUGCUCUUCAUAAUUAGAGGCCAUCUUGAUUCUUACACAACAAAUGGAGGCCGUGACGGAUUCUUCAACUCAUGUAGAAUCGGUCCAGGCGAUUUCUGUGGUGAAGAGCUCUUAACAUGGGCCUUAGAUCCAAGACCAAGUGUGAUACUCCCUUCCUCAACAAGAACAGUUAAAGCUUUCUCAGAAGUAGAAGCUUUUGCACUCAUAGCUGAAGAUCUUAAGUUUGUUGCAUCUCAAUUUAGAAGACUACAUAGUAAACAACUUAGGCAUAAAUUCAGAUUUUAUUCACACCAAUGGAGAACUUGGGCUGCUUGUUUUAUUCAAGCUGCAUGGAGAAGGCACAAGAAAAGGAAAGAAGCUGCUGAAUUGAGGGCUAAGGAGAAUCUUGUGGCAGCUUCAGAGGCUGAAAAUGAAAUAGCAAAAAAAUAUGGUAAAGGUUUUGUUGUUUAUGGAACAAGGGUGGCAAGGAGUACUAGGAAAGGUGUUAAUAUGCAUUCUGGGACAAAUUCUGGAGUAGUUAGCUCUUUGCAGAAACCAACAGAACCUGAUUUUUCUGAUGAAUAAUAAUGAAUGUAUAUUGUUACAUUAGUCUUUUAAUUGUGUAAUUUGUUUGUUUUGGAUCAUUUGUUUAUAUAUAAAUUAGAGAUAGGAAUUCUUGUAACCAUUUGAAAAACUGUGUUUAAUUACUAGAACAUGCACUUUGUGGAUGAUGUCUUGGUUAAAAAUAAGGUGAGAUUUGUUUGCUUCA